AUGGAGGAAGAUUGGGACUACCUUCAACGAUAUUUCAAACAUGCUGGGAGGAAGGUUUCAAGAGGCAUCACAGAGGUUUCAAAGCCGCGCGCCAUAGGGCCACUCAACACAACGCCAGGCACUAAGGCCAUCAUAGGCCGUGACGAGGCUCUAAAUUCGUCGACAAGGAUUAGAUAG
Molecule: messenger RNA, 177 nt
Organism: Talaromyces stipitatus ATCC 10500
Lineage: Eukaryota; Fungi; Ascomycota; Eurotiomycetes; Eurotiales; Trichocomaceae
Exons: 3
Coding region: 1-177 (58 amino acids)
Source: RefSeq, a predicted model, not a curated record